UCCAAAGCCGCAGGUCUCAGCCGCUCAUCAAUGGCUGCCUUAGCCUCCACUCAUCCAAAUCUUCUUCAGUUCACUCCAAAACUUACGCCUUCGACUCGAAAACUUACGCCUUCGACUCGAAAACUCAAACACAAAAGAAUUGCAAUGAAACUCUCGGUCCAAGCAAUUUCGGCUUCCCCCCAAACUUCUUUUACUGAUCAAUACGUUCUCCAAUUAGCUGACUCAUUAGAAGACUCUCUCCCUACUUCUUCUUUUGCGCUUCAAAAUCUUAGGAACAAUUCCUCGGAAACCAUUCUUUCAACCCAAUGGCCCUCCCGAAAAGAUGAGUCCUUCCGCUUCACGGACACCUCUUUUAUCAAGAACUCAGAUAUAAAGCCAAUUUCUCACCCUCCAAAAUCCCUAACUUUUUCAGAUAUUUCAAGAGAUACUCAAUUGAAAAGUUUUUACUUUGCUGAUGGGUUUCUUUUGGAUUUUUCAUUUGAUUCAUCAAAUUUGCCUGAUGGGGUUUAUUUAGGUAGCUUGUCAAAGUUACCUUCUGAUGGAAUACUUGAAAGGGUGUCUGGAUUAUUAGGUGAUUUGGAAUGGAGUGAUUUGUUUUGGUCUAUUAAUGGACUAGGUGCACCUGAUUUGAUGGUUGUUUAUGUGCCCGAAGGGUGUAAAGUUGAGCAUCCUAUUUACUUGAAGUACAUUGCAGUUGAGGGAGGUGAUGAGGGGUCCAAAACGAUGCCGCUUUCAAAUCCCAGAGUGUUUGUGUUGGUUGAGAAAGGAGGGGAAGUGGGGAUAGUUGAGGAGUUUGCUGGUAAUGAAGAGAGCGAGUAUUAUUGGAAUAAUUCAGUUUUGGAAGUGGUGGUUGGAGAAGGAGGGAAAGUUAGGCAUUCUUAUGUGCAAAAUCAAUCUUUGAAUGCUGCUCAUAUCAAGUGGACUUCAGUCCGGCAGGAAUCAACUAGUACCUAUGAACUUGUCGAGGUGAGCACGGGUGGAAAAUUGAGCAGGCAUAACGUCCAUAUUCAACAAUUGGGCUCCGAUACAGUAACCGAAUUAACAACAUUUCAUUUGUGUGUUGGUGACCAAACACAAGAUCUACACAGUAGAAUAGUUUUGGACCAUCCACGAGGUUAUUGUCAACAACUUCACAAAUGCAUCGUGGCUCAUUCAUCAGGGCAAGCGGUUUUCGAUGGGAACGUAAAGGUCAACAGGUAUGCACAACAGACAGAUGCAGGGCAACUAACAAGGAGCCUCCUCCUCGAGCCUCGAGCAACCGUAAAUGUCAAACCCAAUCUCCAAAUCAUUGCUGAUGAUGUGAAGUGCUCUCAUGGAGCUGCCAUAAGUGAUCUAGAGGAAAGCCAACUCUUCUACUUUCAAGCUCGAGGGAUCGACUUGGAGACUGCUCGGAAGGCUCUUGUAUUUUCAUUUGGUGCUGAGGUUAUUGACAAGCUACCGCAUACUUCUCUCCAGAAGCAAGUAAAAAAUAAUGUUAAAGAAUUGCUUGGAUCCACAACCAAAGACUCCUAAUAAUCAAAACAAUGACUUGGUUUAUGUAUCAAAUUGUUAUAAUCAUGUGUUUUUCGAAUAAUCAUUCCUCCAUUCAUACAAAUUUUGUUCUUGUUUGAAGUAGAGAGGAAUAGCUGUACCUGCCGUAUAAAACAUUGUUGAUGGAUGCUUAACUGCUUAUUUUGUUGAGAAAA
Hibiscus syriacus is the source of this 1685-nucleotide messenger RNA. RefSeq names its product protein ABCI7, chloroplastic-like. Gene Ontology annotation, biological process: iron-sulfur cluster assembly. The record is from RefSeq and is a predicted model, not a curated record. The transcript is spliced from 3 exons. The coding region runs from base 31 to 1512 and encodes 493 amino acids. NCBI's taxonomy places the organism in Eukaryota, Viridiplantae, Streptophyta, Magnoliopsida, Malvales, Malvaceae.